Molecule: messenger RNA, 1713 nt
Organism: Portunus trituberculatus (swimming crab)
Lineage: Eukaryota; Metazoa; Arthropoda; Malacostraca; Decapoda; Portunidae
Product: forkhead box protein B1-like
Exons: 1
Coding region: 202-1413 (403 amino acids)
Biological process (GO): anatomical structure morphogenesis; cell differentiation; regulation of transcription by RNA polymerase II
Molecular function (GO): RNA polymerase II cis-regulatory region sequence-specific DNA binding; DNA-binding transcription factor activity, RNA polymerase II-specific
Source: RefSeq, a predicted model, not a curated record
GAUAUCCCGGCGGUGAGCGUUGCCGCAGCGCCUCUGCCACACCUCUGGCCGCACGCCGCGGACGGGACACAGAACGCACCACACACCCCACCGCCCCUCGCGAGUCCCAUGUGACGCCGCGCCGCUGCGGCCGCCGCUCAGCGAAGCCUCAAGUGAGUGACGGAUGUGACGCGACGCCCGUGAAACUCGAGUGGCGCCAGCAUGCCGCGGCCCAGCCGGGAGAGUUACGGCGAGCAGAAGCCGCCGUACUCGUACAUCUCGCUGACCGCCAUGGCCAUCUGGAACAGCGCCGAGAAGAUGUGCACGCUGGCCGAGAUCUACAAGUUCAUCAUGGACAACUUCCCUUACUACCGCAAGAACACGCAGCGCUGGCAGAACUCCCUGCGUCACAACCUCUCCUUCAACGACUGCUUCAUCAAGAUCCCGCGCCGCCCCGACAGGCCGGGCAAGGGCGCCUACUGGACGCUGCACCCCUCCGCCAUGAACAUGUUCGAGAACGGCAGCUUCCUGCGCCGCAGAAAGAGAUUCAAGAUCCCUAAGCCAGAGAAGGUGGCACUGGAGGCGGGCCUGGCGCAGCUGCACGGUCGCCCCGUGGAUCCCAUGGAGGCACCGCGCCUGACGGAGGCAACGGCGUGCCCAGACGCGCCGCCACACAGCAAGCAGCCCUUCACCAUCGAGAACCUCGCUGCCUCUGACGCGAAGCCGCCCACGCUGACGGCACCUACGCCCAUGUACCCGCCGGGCACCCCCCUGACCCACCUCAACGCCCACCUGGCGGGCCUGAGGGGGGCGGAGGCCUACCCAGGCCGCAGCCUCGGAUUCGGGCCGCUGGGUCACGCAGGCCUGCUGCCGCCCCUGGAGGCCGCCCACCCCACCUCACUGCCAUGUUCGCUGGGCUCCGCCUUCACCUCCUCGCUCAGCACCUCGUUGGGGGGACCGCUGGCAGCAUCCCUGGGUGGCUCCCUCGGAGGCCUCGGGGGUCUGGGUGGCCUGGGCCCCGGAGUAGGCCACUUGGGGACGGUGCCCACCAGCCUGGCCACAUCUCUGCAGCAGCUGUACAGCGCCGCCCUCGCCAGCAUGCCGGGUCUGCACGCACCCAACCCUCUGCCCAGGUUGCCCCCGCCCACCCUGCCCCUGUCCGUCCCCCUCAGGCCCACACCCCUGCCGCCAGCACUCUUCCACGCCCUGCCGCCCUCCACGCUGCCCGGCCUGCCGUCACUCAGCCUCUUCCACCCCAAGGUGCGGUGCCCCGCCCCCAUCCUGCAGGACGACCCUCUGACUGACGACGCCGCGGAAGCGCCGCCCACGGAGGACAAGCUGCCCACAUCGGCUGCGGCCGUGCUCAGGCCGUCCGUACCGAGCACGCCACCGGCGGGGAGCGCCGCACCCUCCCCGCACGGGCGGGUCAUCUGACAGUAGUCGGGCGGGAGUAACACCCGCCCGGGACUCGCUGCCAAAGGUGUGAGUGGGGCCGCUGGGGGAUGCAGGCGGCGGCCGACGGUGUCGCAGUAGAUAAUUAGUGCGCUACUUAGUGCUGCCGUAGUGACGGGGCUGCAGCAGCGGACAGUGCGGUAGAGACUGCUGCAGCGGCGCCUUAGGACACGGUAGUGGGCCGUUGUGUCGCCGAGGGGGCGUGGUGGGUAGAGGAGACCAACUGGCCGCGUGUGGGGAGGGGAGGGCAGAGAGGAAAGAGAUGGUACCGCUGACAGACAC